UUUUUCUUGUUUGCGGUGAAAAAAAAAAAUAAUAAAUAAAUCGGAGCGAAAAUGUUGUACAAAAGCGUUUGCGGAAUCAAUUUAAAUUUAAUUAAGGCUGCAUUAUUUAUCGGCACUUAUGAUAUAUUUGGCACAAUCACGUUAAUUGUACUCGAAAUUGAAUUCUUCUCACAAAUGCAAACUCAACAAAUGGUUUAUCUCUCAUGCUUCUCAAUUGGCAUUAUGGCAGCAAUAUUAUUGAUUCAUGGUGCAUUCAAGCUUAAUCGACAUCUAUUAAUUUAUUGGAUAUGUGUUGCCGUUAUUAGGAUCGUCCUGCAGUCUAUGCUGAUAUUAGAAAUUUUUUAUUAUCACAUAUUGGAAUCAUCGCCUUAUGAAAUUGUCUAUACGACAUUGGAAGUUCUUGACUAUGUGGUUCUCAUCACAAGCUUCUGUCUCGUGAUAAACUUAUACAGGCAGCUAAAAUAUCGAGACCAGAAUUUCUCGAGACUUGAAAAUGAAGUAUGUUGAUGAUUAUCGUGAUGACAUUGAUGAUAACGAUGAUUUAUAGUCAUAAGAUUAUUAACGUUUUAUAAAGAUAAAAAGUAAGGAAUUUGUUUGUAGAUUAAUGUUGUGUGUGUCUAAAGCGCAUUUUCUGGGAAGUCAGUAGCAAUAGCUGAUGACUACAUGCUAGGCGUAGGAUUUAUUUUGGGAUUCGAAUUUUGACAAUAGAAUGGUGAAACUGGUGAAAUUCUUUUAAAGGGUUUUGUUCUUAGUGUCCGCUAAGAUCAAUGGGCAGGGCAACUCCACAAGUAGCUAAUGGAUACCUGAUUUUCAGACCAUCAGCAAAAUUGAUUCGGAUGUAUAUCAAAAGUAAGAAGUUUUAAACACCUGCCGUGGAUAAUUUUAUUAGUAUCAACCCUGCACCCUUCCCUCGUAACAUAAGCCUCAAUAACUGAAAAUCCACUAAAUUAUCAUCAAAAAUAUUCAGACAAUCCAGAUAUUCAAAUUUAUUUCCAUCCAGAAAAUAAGGCGCAAAGCACAAAAAUAACAAUAAGUCAAUUGAAAUUUAUUUUUAAACCCAUGAGUAUUUUUAUAACCGUAUGCAUGUAUUGUAAAUAUCAAAUAAUAAACUCUGAAUGUGUAU
Chironomus riparius is the source of this 1123-nucleotide messenger RNA. Lineage: Eukaryota; Metazoa; Arthropoda; Insecta; Diptera; Chironomidae. The record is from the annotation of a GenBank genome assembly.